AAAGCUAGUAAACAGAAGAUAGUCACAACAUCCAGCACGGAAGCAGAACUACUAUCCCUCUCACACACAGCAAAAGAAACUCUAUACUUCGACACAGGCUACAAAACAGCUAUACAAUACGACAAUCAACAGACAAUCCGCCUUCUUCAAGAAGCUUCUCUAAAGCUUACAACAAAACUCAGACACGUAGAUAUCUACUACCAUUAG
Messenger RNA from Aplosporella prunicola CBS 121167, 207 nucleotides. RefSeq lists its product as uncharacterized. Lineage: Eukaryota; Fungi; Ascomycota; Dothideomycetes; Botryosphaeriales; Aplosporellaceae. The record is from RefSeq and is a predicted model, not a curated record. The annotation marks the transcript as partial. The transcript is spliced from 2 exons.